AUGACCCAACACACCUCCAGGCUUUGUAAGGGCUAUUUGACCAGUGGAGGCUGUGCUGCAUCUGAUGACCUGGCCUCCACAAUCACCCGACAACAACCCAAUUGAGAUGGUGUGGAAUGAGUUGGACCGCAGAGUGAAGGAAAAGCAGCCAACAAGUGCUUGGCAUACUGUAUGUGGGAACUCCUUCAAGACUGUUUGAAAAGCAUUCCAGGUGAAGCUGGUUGAGAGAAUGCCAAGAGUGCAAAUCUGUCAAGGCAAAGGGUGGCUCCUUUGAAGAAUCUCAUAAAAUGUUAGUUACUACAUGAUUCCAUAGGUGUUAUUUCAUUGUUUUGAUAUCUUCACUAUUAUUCUACAAUGUAGAAAAUAGUAAUAAUAAAGAAAAAAAUGUGUCAACUUCUGACUUGUACUGUAAGUAUUCAGACCCUUUGCUAUGAGACUCCAAAUUGAGCCCAGGUACAUCCUGUUUACAUUGAUUUGGAAAGGUACACACCUGUCUAUAGAUGGUCCCACAGUUGGUGCAUGUCAGAGCAAAAACCGAGGAACCUUCCUGAAGGACAACCAUCUCUGCAGCACUGCACCAAUCAGGCCUUUAUGGGUGUGGCUAGAUGGAAGCCACUCCUCAGUAAAAGGCACAUGACUGCCUGCUUGCAGUUUGCCUAAAGGCACCUAAACACUCAGACAAUGAGAAACAGGAUUCUCUGGUCUGAUGAAACCAUGAUUCAACUCUUUGGCCUGAAUGCGAAGCAUCAUGUUUGGAGGAAUCCUGGCACCAUCCCUACGGUGAAACAUGAUGGUGGCAGCAUUAUGCUGUAGGUAUGUUUUUCAGUGGCAGGGACUGGGAGACUAGUCAGGAUUGAGGCAAGGUGCCUAAGGUGCUUCAACAAAAAACUGAGUAAAGGGUCUGAUUACUAAUGUAAAUGUGAUGUAUAUUUUAUAAAUUCGCUAACAUUUCUUAACCUGUUUUUAGUUUGUCAUUAUCGGGUAUUGUGUGUAGAUAGAUGAGGUCAAAAAAACAAAUUCAUUUUAGAAUAAAGCUGUAACAAAACGUGGAAAAUUUGAAGUGGGCAGUAAGUAUAUGUUUGCAUGAACUGUUCCCUUUGUCUUCACAGCAACCUCAGAUGAUGAUGAUGAGGUGAUUACUAUGAUCAAAGAGCUUCUGGAUACCCGAAUCAGGCCCACAGUGCAGGAGGAUGGUGGAGAUGUCCUGUAUUGCGGCUUUGAGGAUGGCAUUGUGAAGCUGAAGCUGCAGGGAUCCUGCACCAGUUGCCCCAGCUCCAUGGUCACACUGAAGAGUGGCAUCCAGAAUAUGUUGCAGUUCUAUGUCCCUGAAGUGGAAGGGGUAGAGCAGGACAAAAUAACUUGCCUGUCGGUCCAGUUCUCAAUUUCACAGGUGAAGGAUGAGCAAGAGGAAGUUGUCCAAGGUUGAGUCCAAUGGAAUCGACUGACUCUACAGACAUUCUUCUUACCCUCUCCCCUCCAGCACCCACUCCUGACUCCAUCCUAUAGUGGAUUAAUGAGCAUCGUAGAGUCCUGUCUAAAGCACAGCAGUGGUAAAAGAAGAACUGCAGGGUUAUUUGGAGAGAUUUCUCAUUGAACUUCAUAGCAAUUCUCAGAGAUUGUCAGCUGUUAAGUCAUUCUGGCUAUGUGUUUCAGUGGGUAAGAUGUACUGUCUUUGUCCUGCUGCUUGCUUUGAAAGGCUUCUCAGGUGAAGGAUUCCAGCUUGUCUGACGAUUCAUUUAUUACAGUUUCUAGUAUUAUCACACCAUAUAACUCAGUAAGUAUUGGUUAUUACAGGCCCAAUGCAGCCGUUUGUAUAUGCUUAUCACCUCAUUUCUGGGUAACAAUUAAGUACCUUACUGUAAAAGAUUUCCAUUCAAAUGGGCAAAAUAGCUUUUUAGCAAAAAACGACAUCAAGUAAGGAUUUUGCAAAGGGGAGAAUAGAGAACUAGCUGUCAUUGUCAGAGAGGUUUGAAGCUCUUUAUUGGUCUAUUAAUUUACCGCAUGGUGAUGUCACCAUGGAAAGCAGAAACUCCCACACAUGCAAACCUGCUGUUUAGAAAGUCCUGUGUAGAUUGUAUUUUCAACCAGCAGCUAUCAGGAAAUAACACUGAUAAAUUGUUUCACUCCUUUACAGUGUUUGGUUCAUCAGCUGUUGUUCAAUAUAUACAUUUGGACUGCACUGAGCCUUUUAAAAAGCACAACUCCAUCCAUAUACAACACAAAUGUGCACAUUGUAUAAUGUAAAUAAAUAAAAUGCAUUGAAUUAAGUAUGAAAUUAUUUUCUUUAAUGCAUUGAAUGUAGUUCUUUCUUGAACUGCACUGUUGGUUCAGAGCUUGUAAAUACACAUUUAAAGUCUACACGUUAUAUUCGGCGCAUGUGACAGUUUGAUAUGAUUUGAAAUUGCCAACCAAAUAAUCUGUCAACCUGACAGGGAAAUGGUGCACAGAUGGAGUAUGGUCUGGAGGAAAGCUUGAGUUUGUGUUGGUUUUUAACUAUGUUAUUAUUAUGUGAAUGUAUAAUAAGCUAUUAAAAACACCUCUAUAAA
Molecule: messenger RNA, 2546 nt
Organism: Oncorhynchus keta (chum salmon)
Lineage: Eukaryota; Metazoa; Chordata; Actinopteri; Salmoniformes; Salmonidae
Product: NFU1 iron-sulfur cluster scaffold homolog, mitochondrial-like
Exons: 3
Coding region: 1142-1426 (94 amino acids)
Biological process (GO): iron-sulfur cluster assembly
Cellular component (GO): mitochondrion
Molecular function (GO): iron ion binding; iron-sulfur cluster binding
Source: RefSeq, a predicted model, not a curated record